UCGACUUUGGGAACAAGUUUUAUUAGGGUCGUUGAAAUAUUUAUAACUAUCAAGUACCAUAACGUUGUUGUUAGUUUUGCAACUAAGAAUAGCUUUUGUGGCAAGUGGGCUAUUUCGUUCCUUUUCUAAACAAAAGCAAGGCUUAUCAAGGUCUGUUAUAUAUACGAUUACCUUGUAGAGAUUUGAAAUGGUCUAAGAAUAUAACAGGCACAAAGGGUUUUUCACAUCUGUUGGUAGGAAUUGAGAAAUUUCUUCCUCCUUCGCCGGCCAUUUUCUUCAUAUUUUAUGUAGAAAUGCCAUUUUCAUCAGGUCAUUUUUUGACAUUUUCACAUUUUCCAUUCAACUCGCAAUCAUGACUUUUGUAACACCUACAAUCAACUUGCAACUUGCAGUUCAUCCAAAGAAGGAUUGCAACAUUUUCUCUUCAUCAUUUCUAGGUUAUUUCACAAGCAAUAGACCAAUACCAACAUUUGUUCGUUGCUCUGUUCAAAACCAAAUGAUAUCUGGAAGAAGCAACCCAAAAAACAUGCCUGUUAUGAAACCAGUACAAAAAUACGCAAAGAAACUAGCACUGAUGAUGGUAUACUCAUGACUAAAACAACCAAGGGGACCCAACCUACAUUAGCUACUCUUUCCAAAAUGGAAAAAGACAAUGUCUUCUUCUACCUCUUGAAUGGAGAAUGGAGUAAGCACUGCUUGGAUAUUAUCAUUGUCUUGUUGACGAUAGAACUCAUCUUUUUGGUGUGUAUAGGAACAAGCAGUACUGGAAAAGUAUGCAAAGAACAUUCACCUUGUAAUGGGACAGAAAUAUACACUUACCAGUCUUGUUCGAGUGAAGAUGCCAACCAAGCUUUUCAUGCUGCAGCUGCUUCCCAAGUUAUGUGGGCAAAAACACCGCUGUGGAAGAGAGCAGAAUACCUAAAACAAGCAGCUAUUAUACUUCGUUCACACCAAGAUGAGAUUGCCAACUCUUUAAUGAAUGAAAUAGCCAAAAAUCGUAAAAAUGCGAUUUCAGAAGUAGUAAGAACAGCAGACUUGAUAGAAUAUGUAGCUGAAGAAGGUAUGCGACUAAGUGGAAAACUGAUGUACCCCGAUUCCUUUCCAGGACAAAAACGAAAUCAGCUUUGCCUUAUACAUCGAGUCCCUUUAGGAGUUGUGUUAUGUAUUCCUCCAUUCAACUAUCCAGUGAACUUGUGUGCUUCCAAAGUUGCUCCAGCAUUGAUGAUGGGAAAUAGUGUAGUUAUCAAAACUCCUAGUCAUGGAGUCAUAUCUUGUUUGUAUCUUGCAGCAGCAUUUCAUUUGGCUGGUAUACCUCGUGGAGUUGUCAAUGUACUUACAGGAAAAGGAUCAGAAAUAGGUGACUAUUUGGUAACUCACCCUUUGGUGAAUGCUAUUUCUCUUACGGGAGGUACUCAUACGGGUCUAUCAGUUUCCAAAAAGGCUGGAAUGAUUCCUUUACAAAUGGAACUAGGAGGAAAAGAUGCAGCCAUUGUAGUUUGUGAUGCAGAUUUACAACAAUCCAUUUCUUCUAUUGCUUCCGGUGCAUUUUCUUAUAAUGGCCAGAGAUGUACUGCAGUGAAGAUUGUGUAUGUUGUAAAACAAGUAGCAGAUGCUCUGGUAGAUGGAUUGAAAGAACAAGUGGAAAAGUUAUCGGUGGGAUCUCCACAAGAUAAUGCCGAUAUAACACCAGUGGUUCAUCAUUCCUCUGCAGAUUAUAUCGAAAAAUUGGUUCAAGAUGCCAUUCAAAAGGGAGCCAAACAAGUAACUCCCUUUAAGAGAAAAGAUAAUCUUAUAUGGCCAACUAUAUUGGAUCAUGUUGACAAGAAUAUGCGAGUAGCUUGGGAAGAACCUUUUGGACCGUUAUUGCCCAUCGUUCGAGUCGACUCGGAAGUACAAGCAAUAGAAAUGGUCAAUAAGAGUCCCAUGGGAUUACAGGCAUCCAUUUUCUCAAGGAAUAUGGAAAAUGCUAUGUUUCUAGCAGACUUCCUCAAGACUGGAACCAUUCAUCUUAAUGGACAACCAGCACGUGGUCCUGAUCAUUUUCCAUUUCAAGGUUGGAAAGAUUCCGGUAUCGGCUCUCAAGGAGUUUUAUAUAGUUUAGAAGCGAUGAGUAAAAUCAAAAGUAUAGUAAUUCAUUUUGCUAAAGAGACAUAUACUUGCAAUUAGAAACAAGGAUUAUGUCUUCCUUUU
This is a messenger RNA of Galdieria sulphuraria, 2190 nucleotides long. Its product is annotated as glyceraldehyde-3-phosphate dehydrogenase (NADP). The record is from RefSeq and is a predicted model, not a curated record. Lineage: Eukaryota; Rhodophyta; Bangiophyceae; Galdieriales; Galdieriaceae. Gene Ontology annotation, molecular function: lactaldehyde dehydrogenase (NAD+) activity. The transcript is spliced from 4 exons. The coding region runs from base 589 to 2166 and encodes 525 amino acids.